AUGCUAACUAAACAGGGAAAUACUUCUUUGUCUGAACCAACUAAAGACCAAAUACCAAAUAUUGUCAAAGAACUAACUGUCGAACAAGAAUAUCAAGAAGGGAAAGAAUAUGCUCUAAAACAAAUUGUCGAACUUCAUAAAGAUGAAACAGAGGGAGAAUUUCAAACUAUUGAAUUACUAUUAGCACAAUUGGAAAAAACUAAUCAAAGCGUUAGAGAAUGUCAAAAUAAAUUAACUUUGGCAUUAGUGGUAGUUUGUGUAGCAAUAGUAUUAAUAUUAUUUAUUAUCUUUAAAGGAAAAGGUUAUUUUAGUAAAGAUGAAGUAAUUAUUGGGGAUACCAAAGAUAAGCAAGAAUUUCAUAAAGAAGUAGUGGAAUUAAGAAAAAUUGUUGAGGAAAUGAAAACAAAUCAAAAUAAAGAAACACAUGCCAAGAAAUAG
Molecule: messenger RNA, 438 nt
Organism: Ambispora gerdemannii
Lineage: Eukaryota; Fungi; Glomeromycota; Glomeromycetes; Archaeosporales; Ambisporaceae
Source: the annotation of a GenBank genome assembly